AUGAGCGCAAAUACGAUAAAACUGCACGGUGCAAACUAUUUGAGGCAGAGGCUGAUUUUGGCCACAAUUUCCGGCAAAAAUCUGAAAAUUACGAAAAUUCGAGAAUCGGAGGCCGAUCCGGGCUUGGUCGAGUACGAAAUGAACUUGUUGAAGCUUUUAGAGGAAAUGACGAACGGCACAACGAUCAAAGUUAACGAAACGGGGACUAUUUUGUUUUACUCGCCGGGAAUGCUCACCGGUGGCGUAAUCGAACACGAGUGCAGAACAGAGCGCUCCGUCGGAUACCUUUUGGAAGUGCUGCUCGCGCUCGGCCCGUUCUGCGCAGAGCCGCUAAUGGUGACUCUGAAAAAUUGCGUAACAAACAGCUCGAGCGACGUUUCAGUCGAUUAUUACAGACACUCGGUGAUUCCUGUUCUGCGCCAGUUCGGAUUAUACGACAAAGACGACUACAAGUUUGAAAUCAAAGUGAAUAAGCGAGGAUCAGCGCCGCUCGGCGGAGGCGAAAUAUUCUUCUCCAUGCCUAAUCCGAAGAAAUUAAGGGCUUGCGUCUCGCUAGACGUGGGUAAAAUCAAACGAAUCCGAGGCACAGCGUACUCGACCCGGGUUUCGCCGCAGACACCGGGGAGAAUGGUGGAAGCGGCGCGCAGCAUUCUGAACGGUUUCCUUCCAGACGUGUAUAUUUUCUCCGAAGCUGCCAAAGGAGCUGGAUCAGGCAAAUCGCAGGGCUACGGAUGCUGCCUUGUCGCCGAGUCGACGAACGAAAACGUCAGAAUCGCGGCGGAAGUGAUGUCGGGGACGAAAGACGACGGAAUGAAGAAUCUGACGGCGGAGGAUAUUGGAAAAAUGGCCGCGCUGGAGUUAUUAGAGGAAAUCAACGUUGCGGGAGUAUGCGACUCAGUAACCCAGCCAUUGAUGAUUCUGUACAGCGCGCUGAACCAAGCAGACGUGUCGAAGUUCGUGAGUGGAAUGUUGACUCCUUACUCGGUGGAAAUGCUGCGCAACAUGAAACUCUUUCUGGGGAUCACCUUUCGACUGGAACUCAUUCCAGCCAAAAAGCACAAAAAGAACGAAAACGAAGGAAUGAAGACGGGGAGCGACAAAGUUUUGUUGACCUGUAUUGGAGUUGGCUAUCAGAACUUGAACAAGGCUACGCUGUGA
This is a messenger RNA of Oikopleura dioica, 1158 nucleotides long. The record is from the annotation of a GenBank genome assembly. Lineage: Eukaryota; Metazoa; Chordata; Appendicularia; Copelata; Oikopleuridae.